Messenger RNA from Mercenaria mercenaria, 3034 nucleotides. RefSeq names its product glucosamine-6-phosphate isomerase 1-like. The coding region runs from base 88 to 897 and encodes 269 amino acids. Lineage: Eukaryota; Metazoa; Mollusca; Bivalvia; Venerida; Veneridae. The record is from RefSeq and is a predicted model, not a curated record. Gene Ontology annotation, cellular component: cytoplasm. The transcript is spliced from 6 exons. Gene Ontology annotation, biological process: N-acetylneuraminate catabolic process; carbohydrate metabolic process; D-glucosamine catabolic process. Gene Ontology annotation, molecular function: glucosamine-6-phosphate deaminase activity; identical protein binding.
CAUUUAUCAGCUGUUGGGAAGGACAAAGUCAAGACAGAAAAUAAAUUUCCCAACAAAAAAUAGAAGCAGGCACAAAAUUGCAAAAAAAUGCGGUUGGUUAUACUUGACACAACUAGUGAAGUAAGUGAAUGGGCAGCAAAAUAUAUCAGACGUAAAAUUCAUGACUUCAAACCAGGUCCAGAUAGAUACUUCACUCUUGGUCUUCCAACAGGCAGUACACCACUUGGCACGUACAAGAAGUUGAUAGAAUUUUACAAGGAGGGUAGUGUGUCCUUCAAGUAUGUGAAAACAUUCAACAUGGAUGAAUACUGCAACCUUGCCAGGGACCAUCCAGAGAGUUACCAUUCAUUCAUGUGGAAUAAUCUGUUCAAGCAUAUAGACAUUCUACCAGAGAAUGCACAUUUGUUGGAUGGAAAUGCUCCAGAUCUAGAGAAAGAAUGUGAGGAGUAUGAAAGAAUGAUCACCGAGGCCGGGGGAAUAGAGCUCUUCCUUGGAGGUAUUGGUCCAGAUGGUCAUAUAGCCUUCAACGAGCCAGGUUCAAGUCUAGUCUCACGUACUCGAAUCAAGACGUUAGCUCAGGAAACCAUUAUUGCCAAUGCUAGAUUUUUUGAUGGUGAUAUAUCCCAGGUGCCAACUAAAGCAUUAACUGUUGGUGUCGGAACUGUGAUGGAUGCUAAAGAGGUAAUGAUACUGAUAACUGGUGCUCAUAAAGCAUACGCCCUUCACAAGGCAAUAGAGGGCGGAGUCAGUCACAUGUUCACAGUGUCCGCCUUCCAGAUGCACAAGAAUACCAUCUUUGUGUGUGAUGAGGAUGCCACCAUGGAACUAAAAGUAAAGACGGUCAAAUAUUUUAAGGGUCUCAACAGCGUACAUAUGAAAUUGAUUGAAGAUUCAUAGAUACUGUAUACCCUCAAAUAUACUCCCCAUGGAGUAUACAAAAAAGGGGGCAUUUAUUAACGGUCCCAAUUAAAAAAAAACACUCCUUUUUUUUUAAGUGAAUAUACAUGUAGCUGAAGAUAUGUUGGUAUAUUGGACUUCUGUAGUAUGUAUGUCUUGCCUAUUUGGUAUACUGUAAAAGCACAUAUUUUCGCUGGGUCAAAACUUUGGGAAUUUGAAAUUUUGAGUAUGUUCGCGAGGUUUAAAAUUUGCAAAAUUGUAAAAAUGGUAUCAUACUUGAGUUUGAAUUAUACUAAUGGCGAAUAUUUAUACAAGGAUUAAUUUCCUCGAGUUUUAGGGCCUCGUGAAUGUAAUGAAAAUUAAACCCUCGCAAAAAUUUCUGCUUUUACAGUAGUGGUCACUGUGAUUCUGUUUGAUUUGUUUAGAAAGCUUUAGUAAAUGUUUCAUAUAUUAAUGAGGAAAAUUAAUGAUUAAAAAAUCUGUUUAGAAAUACUUUGCAUUUAUAUAUAUAUUGUUACAUGAUUAUAACUAUCACAUUUGUUAGAAAUGUACACAUACCAUGUCAGAGGAUGUUUUCAAUACUCCUCUUCAAUUUGAAAUAGUACAGAUUGGGGAAAUGUAUAAUUCAACUACUAUCAAAGUCUACUGUGUAUUGAAGAACACCUUAGUGGUCAAUAUUCUAAAUUUAAAAUUCACAGCUGAUGUUUAACCCACUAAUUAAACUAGUGAUCUCUUUUUCAUGCUUGGUCAUUAGAAUAGGCUUUACUUUAUUGUCAAACUUGUGAUUGCUUUUAUACUUGUGCCAUAUUGUUGAACAGGAAGUGCUGCUUGUAGAAUUUUGUUUUUUUUUUUACUUUUUUACAUGCUUUUCAGAGAAAGUUGGUUUGGGGCAUUUCUAAUUGCAAACUGCAAAUGCAUUAGUGUUGUUCAAGGUUGAAAUCUUUAUACCAUUAGUUCACUGAAUUUGCAUGUUUACUUUUAAAAUGUGUUCAUUUAUAAUAAUAUCAAGUGAACUUGAUGCAUUAUUUACUGAAAAACUUGCCAGAUAUUUGUCUCGCAGCAUAUUACUGUUUGUCUGUGUAAGAUAAAAUCAUUUGCAAAUGAUAAUCAUUCCAGUUUACAUGUAGCUGUAUAUGUAACAUUGUUCUUUAACACAAAUAUGGAACAUCUUUACCUUACUUUACCUUAAUUUAGCUCAGGAUAUAAAAAUACAUUUUUUUUUCAUUGUGCUUUUUGUGAAAUCAUUUAAUUUGUUUGUUGAAAAUUGUUUGGAUUUUGGCAUAUAUGGAUAAUUUGUGGGUAUGUGAAUUUACUUACUGGUAUUUCAAGUUUUAUACGUCAUAUUAGUGGUAUUUUGAUUAAAUUUCAAGAAUUGGAGCAACCAUGAAAUCCGUGGACAUUUUACCAUUACAAAUGUUAAUGGUUUCAAAGUACAUGUAUGUACACUUGUAUUAAACUUGAUAUACAAAUGGUAAUAAUGGAAUUCCCAUUUGAUACAUUCCAUUUUAGCUCACCUGAACUUUGAUUAGGAUGAGCUAUUUAGUGUAGGUGUAUGGUCUGUCUGACUAUUUUGUCCAUGCUCCUAUGUCAAAAUUUUUAUGUAAACACCUCCUCUGUAAUAACUGGUCAGAGUUACACCAAACUUGGUCUGUAACAUCCUAUUAUGGACCUCUCUCAAACUUUUUCAAGUUCUUCAGUUUGAUCCCUUUGAGGGGUUGCUAGAGAUAAAAGGCGUUAAAUAUUUGUACGGCUUCUUCUCAUGAACCUCAACCAGUUGAUGUAUCUUCACUGGAACUUUGUCUGUAGCACCCUUAGAUGGUUUACAAAUAUUAAUGGUUCAGCUUGACCCAUGUUAGAGGGGAAGAGCUUAGACUAGAAAAAACCUUUUUAAACAACUCCAUCGCAUGAACAAGUUAAUGGAUAUUCACUAAACCUGAUUGACUGUAUUGUUUGACCAUCUGCCAGACAUAUCCAAUUGGUUCCACUUAUCCCUGGAACAGAAAGAAACCUUUAAAGGACUUCUUCUCAUAAAACACAUAAUAGAUUUUCACCAAACUUAGUUUGAAGCAACCUGGUAUGGACCUUUAGUGAAUGCCAGAGCUAAAAGUAGAAAAAAGCUUAAGACAACUUCCCAUGA